Molecule: messenger RNA, 2938 nt
Organism: Balaenoptera ricei (Rice's whale)
Lineage: Eukaryota; Metazoa; Chordata; Mammalia; Artiodactyla; Balaenopteridae
Gene: SLC8A2
Product: solute carrier family 8 member A2
Exons: 10
Coding region: 35-2803 (922 amino acids)
Biological process (GO): sodium ion transmembrane transport; cell communication; calcium ion import across plasma membrane
Cellular component (GO): sarcolemma; postsynapse; axon
Molecular function (GO): calcium:sodium antiporter activity
Source: RefSeq, a predicted model, not a curated record
UCUAGGCUGUAGCUGCAGGACCCUGACCCCCUCCAUGGCUCCCCUGGCCUUGGUGGGGUUUGCACUCCUCCUGGGGACUCCCCCAUGCUCAGGGGCGGCCACCCCGACCCCCUCCCUGCCACCUCCCCCAGCCAACGACAGCGAUGCCAGCAGCAUGGGGGGCUGCCAGGGCUCCAACCGCUGCCAGCCAGGGGUCCUGCUGCCCGUUUGGGAGCCCGAUGACCCGUCGCUGGGGGACAAAGCCGCGCGGGCCGUGGUCUACUUUGUGGCCAUGGUCUACAUGUUCCUGGGUGUAUCCAUUAUUGCCGACCGCUUCAUGGCAUCCAUCGAGGUCAUCACGUCCAAGGAGAAAGAGAUCACCAUCACUAAGUCCAACGGCGAGACCAGCGUGGGCACCGUCCGCAUCUGGAAUGAGACUGUGUCCAACCUCACACUCAUGGCCCUGGGCUCCUCGGCCCCUGAGAUCCUGCUGUCUGUUAUUGAGGUCUGCGGCCACAACUUCCAGGCGGGCGAGCUGGGCCCGGGCACCAUCGUGGGCAGCGCUGCCUUCAACAUGUUUGUGGUCAUUGCCGUGUGCAUCUACGUCAUCCCAGCUGGUGAGAGCCGCAAGAUCAAGCACCUGAGAGUCUUCUUUGUCACCGCUUCUUGGAGUAUCUUCGCCUACGUCUGGCUUUAUCUCAUCCUUGCCGUCUUUUCCCCGGGUGUGGUCCAGGUGUGGGAGGCGCUGCUGACCCUCGUCUUCUUCCCGGUGUGCGUGGUGUUCGCCUGGAUGGCCGACAAGCGGCUGCUCUUCUACAAGUACGUGUACAAGCGCUACCGCACCGACCCGCGCAGCGGCAUCAUCAUCGGCGCCGAGGGCGACCCCCCCAAGAGCAUCGAGCUGGACGGCACGUUCUUGGGCGCCGAGGCGCCGGGCGAGGUGGGCGGCCUGGGCCCGGGGCCCGCCGAGGCCCGCGAGCUGGACGCCAGCCGCCGCGAGGUCAUCCAGAUCCUCAAGGACCUCAAGCAGAAGCACCCGGACAAGGACCUGGAGCAGCUGGUGGGCAUCGCCAACUACUACGCGCUGCUGCACCAGCAGAAGAGCCGCGCCUUCUACCGCAUCCAGGCCACGCGGCUAAUGACGGGCGCGGGCAACGUGCUGCGGCGACACGCGGUGGACGCUUCGCGCAGGGCCACCCUGGCCGAGGGCCCCGGCGAGGACGAGGACGACGGCGCCAGCCGCAUCUUCUUUGAGCCCAGCCUCUACCACUGCCUGGAGAACUGCGGCUCCGUGCUGCUGUCCGUCACCUGCCAAGGCGGCGAGGGCAACAGCACCUUCUACGUGGACUACCGCACGGAGGACGGCUCCGCCAAGGCCGGCUCCGACUAUGAGUACAGCGAGGGCACGCUGGUGUUCAAGCCGGGCGAGACACAGAAGGAGCUGCGUAUCGGCAUCAUCGACGACGACAUCUUCGAGGAGGACGAGCACUUCUUCGUGCGGCUGCUGAACCUACGCGUGGGCGACGCGCAGGGCAUGUUCGAGCCCGACGGCGGCGGGCGGCCCAAGGGGCGGCUGGUGGCGCCGCUGCUGGCCACCGUCACCAUCCUGGACGACGACCACGCGGGCAUCUUCUCCUUCCAGGACCGCCUGCUGCACGUGAGCGAGUGCAUGGGCACCGUGGACGUGCGCGUCGUGCGCAGCUCGGGCGCGCGCGGCACCGUGCGCCUCCCCUACCGCACAGUGGACGGGACGGCGCGCGGCGGCGGCGUGCACUACGAGGACGCGUGCGGCGAGCUCGAGUUCGGCGACGACGAGACCAUGAAAACUCUUCAGGUGAAGAUAGUUGACGAUGAGGAAUAUGAGAAAAAGGAUAAUUUCUUCAUCGAGCUGGGCCAGCCACAGUGGCUUAAGCGAGGGAUUUCAGCUCUGCUACUCAAUCAAGGGGAUGGGGACAGGAAACUGACAGCUGAGGAGGAAGAGGCUCGGAGGAUAGCAGAAAUGGGCAAGCCGGUUCUUGGGGAAAACUGUCGACUGGAGGUCAUCAUUGAGGAGUCGUAUGAUUUUAAGAACACGGUGGAUAAACUCAUCAAGAAAACGAACUUGGCUUUGGUGAUCGGGACCCAUUCGUGGAGAGAGCAGUUUUUAGAGGCAAUUACGGUGAGCGCAGGGGACGAGGAGGAGGAGGAGGACGGGUCCCGGGAGGAGCGACUGCCGUCGUGCUUUGACUACGUCAUGCACUUCCUGACGGUGUUCUGGAAGGUUCUGUUCGCCUGCGUGCCCCCCACCGAGUACUGCCACGGCUGGGCCUGCUUCGGUGUCUGCAUCCUGGUCAUCGGGCUGCUCACCGCCCUCAUUGGGGACCUCGCCUCCCACUUCGGCUGCACCGUUGGCCUCAAGGACUCUGUCAACGCUGUCGUCUUCGUGGCCCUGGGCACCUCCAUCCCCGACACGUUCGCCAGCAAGGUGGCGGCGCUGCAGGACCAGUGCGCCGACGCAUCCAUCGGCAACGUGACGGGCUCCAACGCCGUGAACGUGUUCCUGGGCCUCGGCGUGGCCUGGUCGGUGGCCGCCGUGUACUGGGCGGUGCAGGGCCGCCCCUUCGAGGUGCGCACCGGCACGCUGGCUUUCUCCGUCACGCUCUUCACCGUCUUCGCCUUCGUGGGGAUCGCCGUGCUGCUGUACCGGCGCCGGCCGCACAUCGGCGGCGAGCUGGGCGGCCCGCGCGGCCCCAAGCUCGCCACCACCGCGCUCUUCCUGGGCCUCUGGUUCCUCUACAUCCUCUUCGCCAGCCUGGAGGCUUACUGCCACAUCCGGGGCUUCUAGGGUCCUCCCCAGGGACUCGGCCUGCCCCUCGAGACCACCGCCUCCGCGCUGGACUGGCUCUCCUUUGUCCUCCAGAGAUUUGUCCUCCAGCCUCCUCUCCUGGGCCUCGGCCUCCCUUCCUCCUGGGAAGCCACC